CAGCCUUCUUGGAGAGAGGAUGAGCGGCGCCGGCGCCGGCGGUGGAGUCCUGGGCGCAGGCUCGUCGUACCAGAGGUUCGUCCACUCCGCGCUGGAGCUGACCCGCCUCCGCACCGCCCUCACGCCACACCCCUCGCAGGAGAAGUUCAGGUUCAUACAACCCAAUGACGACACUACAGUUUUGAAUGCUCUCUCGUACAGCGCUCCCAAAAUCAGAAUGCUCCGCAGCUUGACGGUGGAGAAGAAAAACUCAGUUCAGGUUCUUGACUUUGCUGCUUUCUCUGAACCUGAAUAUGACCUUCCUAUAUUUUGUGCCAACGCUUUCACAACUCCUGCACAAAGUAUUGUUGUCUUAGACCUCAAUCCUUUAUAUGAUAUCACUGUAGACAAUGAUUACAAAGAUAAAUACUACAGGGACUUGAUGCCUCUUGUACAGAAGUAUAGUGAGCUUCUGCCAUGGGGCGGCAAGAUUACGAGUGAGUCCCUGAGAUUCUUCUCUCCUAUCGUGAUCUGGACUAUAUUUGAGCCAACUGAAUGUAACCACGAUGUUCUAUUUUCGGCUUUGAUGGAUUACUAUAAGGUUUGGCUUCAGUUAACGGAUCAAGCUACUGAAGAAAACGACGCAGCAAAAAUUGUUCGCAAUGGAGAAGCGCAACAUAGAUAUCUCACAUGGAGGACUGAAAAGGAUCCUGGCUAUCCACUCCUGAAGAGGUUAAUUGGUGAAAGCCAGGCCAAGGAUUUGGUGUCUGAGUUCCUCUUCGAAGGAGUGAAUUCUCUUGGAAGUAAAUCCUUCCUGGACUAUUUCCCUGAGUACGCACGUGAUGACGGGACGGUGAACAAGAAGAGGAGUAUGAUCGGGAAAUCUUUUGAAACCAGGCCUUGGGAUGCUACUGGACAAUUCAAUGCAGGAUGAGGUACUUGCUGCGGGAUCCGCAUGCGCGUUCUUCAGAUUUUACUGAACUCUAGGCCAUGAACGUUUUUGCGGCGCUCUUGCGUCUGAGGUUUUACUCGUCACACCAUCAGGGUUACCUGUAUC
Messenger RNA from Lolium rigidum, 1036 nucleotides. Its product is annotated as phytochromobilin:ferredoxin oxidoreductase, chloroplastic. Gene Ontology annotation, molecular function: cobalt ion binding; phytochromobilin:ferredoxin oxidoreductase activity. The record is from RefSeq and is a predicted model, not a curated record. NCBI's taxonomy places the organism in Eukaryota, Viridiplantae, Streptophyta, Magnoliopsida, Poales, Poaceae. The transcript is spliced from 8 exons. Bases 20 to 913 code for a protein of 297 amino acids. Gene Ontology annotation, biological process: phytochromobilin biosynthetic process.